UUUGUUUUCAUUGUAUCCUUGUGUAAUUAGUUUUUUUACACGUGUAAUGAUCAUGAAGGUAAUACACAAAGGGAAUUACCUACCUAUUAUUUUAAUCAUAAGUUUACCGCAACAGGUUUACGUGUCAAGAUGUUACGAAUAAUUGCAGCAGCCCUCAUUUUAUUGAGCGCAUCUGACGUUUUUGGGGCUGUACAACUACCACCAGAAAUAACCAAAUGUCGCAAAUCAGACUCUCAAUGCAUGGAGAAAAGUAUAAAAGAAACUUUGAUGCUUUUCAAAGAUGGUUAUAAAGACUUAGGAUUUCCCCCAUUAAAUCCGUUCCACGUAGAAAAAUUGGAAAUCACUGCAGAUCCAGGCAAAUCUGUCAAAUUGAAUCAGAAAUAUGAAGAUGUUUGGAUGCACGGAAUGGUGGAUAUUGAUGUUAAAAGUUUUAAGUUGACAGAUGAUGGCAAAAAAUGCAUAUGGGAAUUGGAGGUUUACAGCUUCGGAACUAGAAUGGACGCCGACUAUACUUUAACUGGCCAAGUAUUGGUUUUCCCUAUAAAUGGCCAUGGAAGAUGUAACGUCACUAUGAAGGGUAUUACCAACAAACACACAGCAGAAUGCGAGCACUACAUGAAGAAAGGCAAAUCGCACAUGAGAUUGAAAAACUACAAAAUGAAUAUGUCAGUUGAAAAAUGCUACUUUGAUUUUCCAAAUAUUAUUCCCGGUAACGAGCAAAUUUCCAAGGAGGUUGGCAAAACUGUGAACGAAAAUUCACAGGAAAUUUUCCAGGACGUCAAAGGUGGUUUCGAGGAGGUUUUGGCUAGGCUGCACGAAAACGGUGCGAAUAGUGUGUUCUCGAAAAUACCGGAAGAUGAACUGUUUUUGCCAGAAUAGAAUCGCAAUAAUAUGCGAUUUUAUUUAGAUUUUUAGUGUUCUUAAUAUGUCAUUAUGUUUUUGUUAAAUUUUAUUUGUAAUUAUACCCAGACAACAAUAAAUACCACAAGAUUAAC
This is a messenger RNA of Ceutorhynchus assimilis (cabbage seed weevil), 995 nucleotides long. The record is from the annotation of a GenBank genome assembly. Lineage: Eukaryota; Metazoa; Arthropoda; Insecta; Coleoptera; Curculionidae.